Penicillium digitatum Pd1 is the source of this 1098-nucleotide messenger RNA. NCBI's taxonomy places the organism in Eukaryota, Fungi, Ascomycota, Eurotiomycetes, Eurotiales, Aspergillaceae. The record is from RefSeq and is a predicted model, not a curated record.
AUGCGGUUUACCUCUUUGCUUAUCUUAGCUGGUGCCACAGGCCUUGUGCUGGCAGCACCAGGCCCGUCAAUAUCAAAAAGGGCAUCUUCCUUUGUUUGGUUCGGCGCAAACGAGGCUGGCGCAGAGUUUGGGAGCGGGAAAAUUCCAGGAAAAUUAAACACCGAUUAUAUCUGGCCAUCGAACUCAAGUAUUCAAACCCUGCGGAGUGCAGGAAUGAACAUAUUCCGCAUUCCCUUUGCAAUGGAGCGGUUGGUUCCCGGAACUCUGACAUCGAGUGCGGAUGCCACCUACCUGGCUUCAUUGAAAAGUACUGUCAACUAUAUCACGUCAAACGGUGGAUUUGCUGUUGUUGAUCCUCACAAUUUUGGACGAUACGACUUUGCAGCCUUUUGGACGACUCUCGCAUCGGAAUUCGCAUCGAAUAAAAAUGUCAUCUUCGACACGAAUAACGAAUUCAAUUCGGAGGACCAAACCUUGGUUCUGAACCUCAACCAAGCUGCUAUCAACGCCAUUCGAGCUGCAGGAGCCAAAUCGCAGUACAUUUUCGUGGAGGGCAACUCGUGGACUGGUGCAUGGACAUGGACAACUGUUAAUGACAACAUGAAAGCUUUGACAGAUCCACAGGACUUGAUCAUUUACGAGAUGCACCAGUACCUUGACUCUGACGGUUCCGGGACAUCAGAGACUUGUGUUAGCUCAACUAUCGGCCAAGAACGAGUUGUGGCUGCCACACAAUGGCUCAAGGACAAUGACAAGAAGGCCUUCCUAGGCGAAUUUGCUGGGGGUGCCAAUUCUGUCUGUCAAAGUGCAGUGAUAGGUAUGCUCGAUUACUUGCAAGCGAAUAGCGAUGUUUGGCUUGGCGCGUCCUGGUGGUCUGCUGGACCAUGGUGGGGAGACUACAUGUACAGCUUAGAGCCUCCUUCUGGCAUAGGCUAUACUUCCUACAUGGGUCUUCUAGAGAGGUAUUUCCCUGGCUCAGGUGGCUCAGGUGGGACAAACACUGCAGUCACCACCACUACCUCCACAACAACUGUCGCUGCUGCAACCAAGACCCCCACAAUUGGAUCAGGCACCACUGGCGCAGCUCAUAAUGCAUAA